GUCGUGCGUCAUGUGUUGCGGGUGUUGUGGUGUAGAGGGCAGCACCGGCCAGCUGUCUUUCCUUCCCUACACCUCCUCAGAAUAAUGGGGCGUGUGAUUCGUGCGCAGAGGAAGGGUGCGGGCUCUGUCUUCAAGUCCCACACUCAUCACCGUAAGGGAAAACCUGCGCUGCGUCCAGUUGAUUAUGCAGAGCGUCAUGGUUACAUCCGUGGGAUAAUUAAGAAUAUUAUCCAUGACCCUGGUCGUGGUGCACCUAUUGCUGAAGUGCACUUCCGUGAUCCAUACCGAUACAAGACUCGUAAGGAACUUUUCCUUGCUGCUGAAGGCAUGUAUUCUGGGCAGUUCAUCUACUGUGGUAAGAAAGCAAACCUCGAUGUUGGCAAUGUGAUACCAAUUGGUUCCCUGCCAGAAGGUACUGUGGUGUGCAACUUGGAAGAAAAGACUGGAGAUCGUGGCCGUAUUGCCCGUGGCUCUGGUAACUAUGCCCAGGUCAUUGCUCACAACCCAGAGACCAAGAAGACCCGUGUGAAGCUGCCAUCUGGUGCCAAGAAGGUCCUACCCUCUGCGAACCGUGCUAUGAUUGGUAUUGUGGCAGGAGGUGGGCGUAUUGACAAGCCUAUACUGAAGGCUGGUCGUGCCUAUCACAAGUACAGGGUAAAGAGAAACAGCUGGCCUAAGGUGCGUGGUGUGGCCAUGAACCCCGUUGAACAUCCCCAUGGUGGUGGUAACCAUCAACAUAUUGGUAAGGCUUCCACUGUGUCGCGAGGCAAGUGUGCCGGUCGCAAGGUUGGUCUCAUUGCUGCCAGAAGGACCGGUCUCAUCCGUGGUACCAAGAAGGAUCCUAGGCAUGCAGCUUAGACAACUUAUAAAUAAAUGUGUAAAAAAAAAAAACUUGUUUUACUUGUACCGAAGUUGAUUAACUAUGUUUACUGGAUUCUGGUAUACUUACUAAGUUCCCAGGCAUCUACAAAACUGCCCAAGCAGCUGGGGGUUGCAAUAUACUUUUGCAUGGUAAAAAGAUGCCAAAGUAUUGCAACUUUUGGGCUAUAGUGUACAUUGAGGGGCCAAGUGGGAGUUUAAUUAAUAAAUGAAAAUUCGUUCGAUUUCAAACUUGAGUUGUACUGUAUAUGAAAGGGGUUUCUUCUGGGCCAAGUCUGCAUUGUAGCAUGAAUAGGAAGGUAGGAAAAAAUAUUGAAUUGUCAUUUUUCCAAAAUGGUCGAAAACUGUUAUCAAACUAAAGUGUCAACUGAAACAUCAUGUCUAUCACAAUAGCCUAUAUUAACAAAAAUUAUAAUACUUUAAAUUUUU
Messenger RNA from Procambarus clarkii (red swamp crayfish), 1308 nucleotides. RefSeq names its product ribosomal protein L8 (gene RpL8). Gene Ontology annotation, biological process: cytoplasmic translation. Gene Ontology annotation, cellular component: ribosome; cytosolic large ribosomal subunit. Lineage: Eukaryota; Metazoa; Arthropoda; Malacostraca; Decapoda; Cambaridae. The record is from RefSeq and is a predicted model, not a curated record. Gene Ontology annotation, molecular function: RNA binding; structural constituent of ribosome.